AUGAACACCAACGCUCUUCAAGCUUAUCAUCCCACUUCUGAUUCCGAAUAUAAUAUCUUUUUAAAUAAAAAUUUUAUUUCAUCGGACGAUAGCUUCAAUCAAUAUUUUUCAACUGAAAUCGCAUUUCAAGCUGACCAACCUAUUGACAUAAAUUGUUAUUAUCCUUGCCAACAAUUUCCUCCUUACGGUUCUCCUGAUAGUUUUUCUGAAUACGAACCUAGUUCUGACGGUUAUUCGUCGUGUCCUUCGGUUAUUUCUUCUCCAAAUUUAACCACUGACACAAUGUUUUAUCCUCAAGACAAUACUGAUUCUUUUGAUUACUCUGCAGAAAGUCUAUACCAAGAUAUGACUCUUGAUACUUUUCAAUAUCCAGAUCUUGGCUUGAUGACUUGUUCUGAUCCUUCCGUUGGCGAUUUAAAAUUGGAUAUCUCGUGUGUUGGUCAACCUAACGAUUCCACAGAUUUAUUAAAUACUUUCGGUCAACCGGUUAUGUUUAAUUUUGUUCCUGCUACUCCUCUUUCUCCAUCAAAAUCUUCGGCUAUUCUUCCUUAUAAUUCAAAUAUGAAUUCUCAUCCAAAUAAUGAAAUUCAAUCUUCAAUGCCAAUCGCUAAUACUCCUCAAAUUGGUGAUGCAGAACAUCAAAACAAACAAAAAUCUCUUCCAAAAAAAACUGAUUCUGGUUCAUCACGUACUAAGGUAACACAUAGAAGCCACAGAAGGUCACUUCCUAUUGGUAUGGUCGAAAGAUUACACACUAUGAAUUUGGCGCCACCAAAACCAUCUCGUAAAUCAAAAACUUGUUCCCCAUUUUCAUGUCCUUAUGAGAAUUGUACAAAAACUUUUACCAGGCAAUACAACCUUAAAUCUCACCUUCGAACUCAUACUGAUGAAAGACCUUUUCUUUGUGGAUAUCAAGGUUGUAUGCGCGCUUUUGCACGACAACAUGAUAGAAAGAGACAUUAUAAUUUACAUUUGGGUUUCAAGCCUCACGUUUGCAACCAUUGUGGCCGUGCUUUCGCUAGAUUAGACGCUUUAAACAGACAUCUUAGAUCUGAUAGUGGUGCUCCUUGCGCUCAAGCCACUCUUCCAAAUACCGGUGCAAAAAAAUUUAAACCAAUUAGCAUGUAA
Messenger RNA from Dentiscutata erythropus, 1128 nucleotides. The record is from the annotation of a GenBank genome assembly. Lineage: Eukaryota; Fungi; Glomeromycota; Glomeromycetes; Diversisporales; Gigasporaceae.